UGCUCGGUCCGAGGAAACCUGCCGCUCACGCCAGGUGCGCCACUGAACCGGCCGUUUGUGCAUUAGGACCCGGGGGACGCCGAGCCGUUCUCUGCGAACCAAGAAUUGAGAAGAAACGAGACGAAGAGAUAGAACUACACAGGCGUGCACGCUGCGCGCGCUCCAGCAGUAGCGCACUUUUGCUCAGCGACACUCAAACCACUCCGAGUUUUUCCCUACUUCUUUCAGUUUGUUUUAGCAAUAAAACAGUUAUCAGGCUGUCAUCUAAUUAAUAAUUAUGGGGACUUCGCUGUCUGCUCCUGAUCAGGAUGAUGAUUUUGAGGAUCUGGCAGCCCGAACAGGAUUUUCUCUGGAGCAGAUUGGGAAUCUGCACAAGCGCUUCAAGCAUCUUACCAACAAUCAGAGCACAUUGAGAAGAGAGAACUUUGACUCUGUUACAGACCUGAUGUGGAACCCAAUUCGCUCAGAAAUUAUUGAAGCUUUCUUUGACACAAGAAACUUUCAGCCCGGAGGCACAGGGUCUGUCCGGGAGAUCACCUUCGAAGAGUUCCUCAUCGUCAUGUCCCACUUCAGACCCCCGGAGCUAAACAUGACAUCAGAGCAACGGGAAAGCCUGCGAACAAAGAAACUCCGCUUUCUGUUCAACAUGUAUGACAAGGACAAUGACGGGAAGAUCACACUCCAGGAGUACAGGCAUGUGGUCGAGGAGCUCUUGUCACGCAGCGGCACAAUAGGCAAGGAUACGGCAAAGGACAUCGCAGACGCAGCCAUGCUGGAGGUGGCCAGCAUCACCGUUGUUCACAUGGAGCCGGAUGAAUUCUAUGAAGGAAUAACUUUUGAACAUUUUGUAAAGAUUCUGAAAGACAUCGAGAUUGAAUCGAAGAUGUAUGUCCGCUUUUUAAAUAUGGAUACCACGACUCUGUGCAAAUGAAAAGUCUUCUCUUCAGAAGACUGGUAAACACUGUGGAGUUGAGCAGAAGCUCAACUGUUCACCUUGUAUGUGUGUGUGUGUGUGUGUGUGUGUGUGUGUGUGUGUGUGUGUGUAUGGAGGGGACAGCAACCAGCAACACUACUGAAACACAACAAUCAUUCAGCAAUUUAAUUUUUGAAUGCUUCUUGAUUGUCUAUCCAUUUAUGUAUGCAUAAAUAUGCAAAAUAUGCACUUCUGAUCGAUUCUACUUUACUGUCUGCAAAUAAUCAGAUUUGAUCAAUAAAUGAGCAGUUCUAAUGCAAUGCUGUAGCAGAUAAUCACACAAGGUCAUGUAAAAGAUUAAACACAUUUGUGUGAGUCAUACUGGCUGAAUGCUUUCCUCAGUACGGUGUUUGUUUUGGGAUAAAUCAGCCCUUUGUGUGUGUCAUGUGUUCUGCUAAACUUAAACUAUGCAGAGAGACACCCUGGAAAUAUGAUCUUUUGUGUCAAUUCAGUCUGUUGUUAACUUAAUCUCUGUCUGUAGGCAACUGAUGAAAUAAGAAUGUAAUGCUUCAAAGUGUCGGCUCACACGUCAAACUGUUGAAAAUGAAAUUAUUAAAGAUCAGCAUGUCUGCGCUAAACUAUGGAAGUGUAAAUUUGGCCAAUUUGUGAACUGAGAAACAAAAUGUGUUGAAAAAAUGACAUUUUGAUGUGAAAGAGUGGCCCAUGUGAGAAGGCCUUGAGGAGCUCAGCUGAGCUGGUGUAGAGACCCACUGAAGUGGCCGAUCCUCCUGGGAGGAACUCAAAGGAAUUAAUGAAGGAAGGACAUG
Molecule: messenger RNA, 1740 nt
Organism: Scleropages formosus (Asian bonytongue)
Lineage: Eukaryota; Metazoa; Chordata; Actinopteri; Osteoglossiformes; Osteoglossidae
Gene: tesca
Product: tescalcin a
Exons: 8
Coding region: 278-931 (217 amino acids)
Molecular function (GO): calcium ion binding
Source: RefSeq, a predicted model, not a curated record